CAAUUAUAUAAGCGUGUAUUUAAAAUUUUAAGAGGUGCUCUCAAACGGGAAAAGCAUUUAUUUCCUUGGGCUUACUUGUACAACAAAAAAUUGAAAAGUCAGAAGUUUUAUUGAUGUACUGCACCACCAAGUCUCCCACACAGUUGUUGAAACAUUUUGUCUCACACAGGAAAAACGGCUAUUGACAAUCAAUGGAGAUGGUGCCUAUUGCUGCUACUGAUUCACAUGAAAAUGAUCAUAUGUGCAAAGAGCUGGGCAUUGACAUUACAAUAGUCAUGGAUAAUGAUCUUAUUUGCGACGAGUCGAUCAUUGAUGUUUUAGCUGCCAUGGAGCCAGCCCGGUGGUCUGAGUGCUGCAUCUAUAGGACUCCCUGGAAAAUUCGCAAAAUAAAUAAAGAAGCCUACACUCCAAAGGUAAUCUCAAUAGGCCCUUUUCACCACGGUGGAAAUGAAGUAAGGGAUGAGGACAGUCAAAAAGAAUUGAGGGAUAUGGAAACGUUGAAAGUGAGAAAAUUAAAGGAAUUUUGUGAUCGGACUGGGAAAUGCCAGAAGGAAAUAGCAGGGAUCAUUGAAAAAAACCAAGAUAAGAUUCGUCGUUGUUAUUCAGAGAGCUUUGAUAUCAGCAAGGAAGAUUUCAUGAAGAUGGUUCUAUUGGAUUCCACCUUUAUCAUCGAGGUUUUAUUGAGGGCUGAUGAUAGAGAAAAAUAUAAAGACGAUUUUACUGUAAGUAAUCCAAUGGUGGACGACAAUAUACGACUAGACUUGAUAUUACUUGAGAAUCAACUUCCGUUCUUUAUUCUCAAGGAGUUAUAUGAGAAAUCUUAUGAAAGACACAGUGAAAAGCCCAUUUUUCAGCUUGCCUGCAAAUAUUUUAGUCGCUAUAUCAAGAAAAACCCAGAAGGGGAGAAGGUGGAGAAAGUAAAACAUUUCACUGAUUUGAUCAGACUUUCAUAUUGUCCAGAUAAUCUCGAAUUCAAUGUAAGAAAGAAAAAUCCAUGUACUGCAACAAAGCUGUACGAGACAGGAGUGAUAUUCAAAUUGCAUGAAGGUUCACUUGACAUACACUUCCACAAGUCGCUUUCCACUAAAACAAGUCCAUGCCUCAAUUUCUCAUGGCUCUUAAAAUGCCUGCUGGGCUUGACAGGCUUUGGGUGCUUGGAACAUACACAACCUUUGUUGAAGAUCCCACGCUUCAUAAUAGAUGACGAUACUGAAGGCCUUCUCCGAAACAUCAUGCUAUUGGAGCAAUGUCAUUAUCCAUUCGAAGCUUUCGUAUGCAAUCAUAUGUGGAUAUUGGAUUAUCUUAUCAACAGUAAAGAAGAUGUGGAGUUGCUCAUUGAAAAAAAUAUUAUAUAUAACGAUUUAGGUAGCAAUGAAGUAAUUGCCGAAAUGGUAAAUAAACUUUGCAUUGAAAUUUCGGAAAGAAAGUCCUGUUACGCUGAUCUCGCUGAAGACCUUUGUGAUCACUAUGCGCAACAUUGCAAUCGUAGUAUGGGAUACUUGAGACGUACUUAUUUCCCUAAUCUUUGGAGAACCACUGUAACUGUUGUUGGUCUUAUAGUCUUUGGAUUUACUUUCUGGACUACAAUUAGACCUUAUGUAGCUCCAAAAAUAGAUUCAGUCCAUUGUGUCUGAUCUUGUGAUACCCUCUUGUUCCUAUUAGGGCUGUCUAUUUUAGA
Messenger RNA from Quercus lobata, 1678 nucleotides. RefSeq names its product UPF0481 protein At3g47200-like. The transcript has 3 exons. The record is from RefSeq and is a predicted model, not a curated record. The coding region runs from base 192 to 1634 and encodes 480 amino acids. Lineage: Eukaryota; Viridiplantae; Streptophyta; Magnoliopsida; Fagales; Fagaceae.